Messenger RNA from Parascedosporium putredinis, 1071 nucleotides. Lineage: Eukaryota; Fungi; Ascomycota; Sordariomycetes; Microascales; Microascaceae. The record is from the annotation of a GenBank genome assembly.
AUGGCUUCGACUACGAUUGAGGAGAUCGUGGCGUCCACCACUGCCGCGGCUCCCGCUGCUACCACUACCGCCUGGGAGGACCUUCCCCAUGAUAACAUGAUUGCUACCUUCAACGGCAGCAUUUGGAUGUUGGCCGGUCUUUCCGGUUUCUUCUUCUUCCUGAGGUUGUACUGCAAGAUCACGAGACAUCGUGGCUUGUGGUGGGACGACUACCUUAUGGGUGCUUCUUGGGUUACCAUCGUCAUCUCCUGCAUCUUCGGUUCCAUCUCCACCACCAUGGGUUUCGGAAAGCACAGCUGGGAUAUCGACAUGACCGGCGACGAGUGGCCCAAGACGCUCUUCAUCAUGAACAUGACGGGUUUCUGGUCCAUCUGGGCCGCCGCCUGGAGCAAGACCAGCUUCGCCAUGACUCUUCUCCGCCUGUCCUCCGCCGCCUCCACCAAGAUCAAGUGGUUCAUCUGGUUCUGGGUCGUCACCGUCAACGUUGGCCUGACCCUCGCUGCCAUCUUCAUGUGGACACAGUGCACGCCCACCAAGAAGGUGUGGGACUCUCGCAUCGAGGGAACUUGCUGGUCUGGCGCUGUCAUUGUCGCAUAUAACAGCUGGAUUUCAGUCUGGUCCGGCAUGGCCGACAUCGUCCUCGCCGUCGUCCCCUGGUGGGUCAUCUCGCGCCAGUCCAUGAACUUCAAGGAACAGAUUGGUCUGUUGAUCUGCAUGAGCUUGGGUAUCUUUGCCGGCCUCACUUCCAUCGUCAAGUCAACACCCCUCCUCAACAUCCUCGGCAUCGCCGAAGGAGCCGUAUGCAUCAUGGCCGCCUCCAUCCCCGUCCUGCGCGCCCUCCUCAGCAGCCCCAACCUCACCAAGGCCCGGUCCCAGGGCGGCUACCUCAGCCACGCCACCGGCAACCGGACCAACAUCUCCCAGGCCCGGCGCGACCCCCACGAGGUGCUCUCCGACGUCGACAGCGACAAGAUAAAGCUCACCCGCAUGGUGCAGGUCACGAGCGAGAUCAAGGAUCCCAACGGGUCCUCGACCAAGAUCCACGACGAGAGGAGGGACCCCGAGUGGUAG